Molecule: messenger RNA, 1564 nt
Organism: Drosophila navojoa
Lineage: Eukaryota; Metazoa; Arthropoda; Insecta; Diptera; Drosophilidae
Gene: ND-51L2
Product: NADH dehydrogenase (ubiquinone) 51 kDa subunit-like 2
Biological process (GO): mitochondrial electron transport, NADH to ubiquinone
Cellular component (GO): respiratory chain complex I
Molecular function (GO): 4 iron, 4 sulfur cluster binding
Source: RefSeq, a predicted model, not a curated record
AUAAAAUUAUAAUUUUGUGGCAAAUUAGAAGAAUGCUGGCGAAAAUGCUAUCACAGAAAGCUCUGCUUCUGCUGAGGCACUGCCAAGCGCUGGCGAGUUGGAGAGAUUUGAGCCAGUUAAGGGCUGCGCAAGCUCCCAAGGAUCAGCCAAAGGGAAAUGCAAAGCCAACAGCGUCAACGGCGGAAGAGAGCAAAAUACCCGAGGGGAUGCUGAGCAGCACGAAGUCGGUAUUCGGACCGCUUGGCGACUGUGAUCGGAUCUUUCAGAAUCUCUACGGGCGGCACGACUGGCGGCUGGAGGGCGCCCGCAAGCGCGGGGAUUGGCAUCGAACAGCAGAUCUGAUCAAUAUGGGCCCCGAGUGGAUCAUGGGCGAGGUGAAGCGAAGCGGGCUGCGCGGUCGCGGCGGCAGCGGCUACUAUGCGGGGCACAAGUGGGAGUACUUGCGGCAGGUGCAAGCCAAGGGCAAGGUGCUGAUCGUCAACUGUGCCGAGGGUGAGCCGGGCACGUGCAAGGAUCGCGAGAUCCUGCGCCACGAGCCCCACAAACUCAUCGAGGGCUGCCUGCUGGCCGGCUGUGCCAUGGGCUGCGAGCGGUGCAUUGUCUAUGUGCGGAACCGGUUCUACAACGAGGCCUGCAAUCUGCAGUUCGCCCUGGCCGAAGCCUACCGCUGUGGCCUGAUCGGCUGCAACUCCUGCGAAACGGGCGUCAAGUUGGACAUCACAGUGCAGCGAGGUGAUCGCUACCUAACCGGGGAGGAGACGGCGCUGGUGAAUUGUCUGAUGGGCAAGCUGGCGCGUCCACGCCGACGUCCGCCCUUCUUGCACGAGCAGGGCUACUUCGAUCAUCCCUGCGUGGUGGUCAACACCGAGACCUUGGCUGUCCUGCCCACCAUACUGCGAAGGGGCGCUGUCUGGUUCACCAGCUUGGGCAGUGAUAGGAACUUUGGCACCAAGCUCUUCUGCAUCAGCGGGCAUGUGGUCAAUCCCUGCACCGUGGAGGAGGAGAUGUCGAUGCCGCUGCGAAACAUCAUCGAGCGGCAUGCGGGCGGCGUCUGUGGCGGCUGGGACAACUUGUUGGCCGUGUGGCCGGGCGGGCUGUCCGCACCGCUGGUGGGCGCGGCCUGUGCCGGCCGCGUGCUCAUGGACUUUGACCACUUGGCGGCGGCUGGCAGCGAGCUGGGCACCGCUGCCAUCAUAGUCAUUAGCAAGGACUGCGAUCCGCUGCUGGUCAUGCAGCACAGCAUCGAGUUCUUCAUGGAGCAGACCUGCAAGCAGUGUACGCCCUGUCGAGACGGUGCCAUUUGGCUGCCGGAGCUCUUUAGCAGCUUUGUCAAGGGCGAGGCUGUGCCGCAGAUGAUCGAAUUCGUCGACAUCAUCCGCAAGAAAAUGGAAAACUCAACGAUUUGCGGUCUGUGCGACAGUCAAGCGAACCUGGCUGGCAGCUUGAUUCAGCACUUUAGGCCGCUCAUCGAGGCGCGCAUUCUUCAGUAUGCCAAUUGAUAGAGGAGCUUUGUCUGUUUGUCCAAUAAAUUGCUUUUCAAUUGCUUAUCGAUUGAGUGUGCCCA